CCGUGGCGGAGGAGCGCUCCGGUUGGCGGCCUGCGGCGGCCGUCGCUCCGACCAACAGUCGGCGCGCUCGGCAGUCAGUCCGAGAAAGGCCUUCGUAAGAGGUGUGUGUUGUUGCCGUCGCCGCUGCCGCCCGCGAGUGUCAAACGGUCACGUGCUCUGGCUAGUGCCAUCCGGGUGAAGCGACGCCGCCACCAUCCGCCACCAUUUUUCCCCAGGAGCUGAGCCGACUCGCCGGCACCGUGGAGACCCGAGGCCCCGUCGCCCUGGAGCCCUCGUGCCCCAAGCGAAAAAAGAACGACAUUCGAAAUGACGUCGACAAGGAGCCAAAAGACUUAACCAACAGAACGAUGUUUCCUACGGCUCAGAUUAAAAUGAGGCUGAUGUCGCCCAGCAGUUCCCCCGCUACCUCCCCGACGAUGUCGAACUCGUCGUCGCCGACGCCGCCGGCGGUCAAUUACAACAAAAUCACAGGAAUCCCGUGCGUGGCCGCCGCCUCCAGGUACACAGCGCCGGUGCAUAUCGACGUUGGCGGCACCAUCUACACCUCGUCGUUAGAAACUUUAACCAAAUAUCCUGAAUCGAGGCUGGCGAAGUUGUUUAAUGGAAGUAUACCGAUCGUCCUGGACUCCCUCAAACAGCACUACUUUAUUGAUAGGGACGGGGGCAUGUUCAGGCAUAUAUUGAACUUCAUGCGAAACUCAAGACUGCUUAUACCGGAGAAUUUUACGGAUCUGGAUUUACUUCUGGAAGAGGCGCGAUACUUUGAUAUUGGACCCAUGAUUCGGCAACUCGAGCAGCUCAAGAAAGACCGAAUAAAGAACGGCGUCCUCUCCCCCGGCGGCAACUCGCUGAAAUCCGGCGGCAGCUUCGGCCGCUCCCACGGCGCCUCCUCGGAGAACUCGCGCCAGCUCGGCCAAGACAGCUACGAGUGCGUCGCCCUGCACGUCAGCCCCGACCUCGGUGAGCGCAUCAUGCUGUCCGGCGACCGGUCCCUCCUCGACGAGGUGUUCCCCGAGACCAACCAGGCCAUGAUGGACGCCCGCUCCGGCGUGGCCUGGAACCAGCAGGACGUGCACCACGUGAUCCGGUUCCCCCUGAACGGCUACUGCAAGCUGAACUCGGUCCAGGUGAUAACCAGGCUGCUCAACGCCGGCUUCAAGCUGGCGGCGAGCAACGGGGGCGGCGUCGAGGGGCAGCAGUUCUCCGAGUACCUGUUCAUAAGGAAGAUCCUACCCGGCUGACGGGAUACCAUCGCACUUGUCGACAAUCAGCGUUCGUGACGCAACAAAUGGUUUAUUUAUGUUCGAGUUAGUUGUAAUUUAUCAUCCUAUUGUCGAGAUAUGCCUUACUUUAGUUUGGAAGAUGAUCUAAUUGUUAAUACGUUUGUUUGCUAGUGGUUAAGUUUAAUACUAUGUAAAUAAUUAUAUUAAUAUUGUAUUUUUUCUUGUUCAUGGGUUGAGCAUUUUUUUCGCUGAUCUCAUUAGAUCUAUUCGGCUGUGAUCCGUUUAAGAAUACAGUGACGACUGGAUGCUACGGCAGCUGGCGGAUCGACCAUUAUACUGUUGUAAAGUGUGCUACUUCACAAUAAAUAUUAACUAUUAAUAACUAUA
Zophobas morio is the source of this 1610-nucleotide messenger RNA. It is a transcript of the gene twz, whose product is annotated as BTB/POZ domain-containing protein Tiwaz. Gene Ontology annotation, biological process: protein homooligomerization. The transcript is spliced from 5 exons. NCBI's taxonomy places the organism in Eukaryota, Metazoa, Arthropoda, Insecta, Coleoptera, Tenebrionidae. The coding region runs from base 348 to 1241 and encodes 297 amino acids. The record is from RefSeq and is a predicted model, not a curated record. Gene Ontology annotation, molecular function: protein binding.